Molecule: messenger RNA, 4217 nt
Organism: Pocillopora meandrina
Lineage: Eukaryota; Metazoa; Cnidaria; Anthozoa; Scleractinia; Pocilloporidae
Source: the annotation of a GenBank genome assembly
GAUUGUGCAAACAGGGCAGUUACUCGAUAUAAAGCUUACCGGACUGUCAAAGGCCCUACAAAGGUUUUUACUCGUUCGUUGAGUCAUUCAAGAUGAGGCUAGAGGUGUUGCUUUUGGCGUUCGUCGCUACGGUUUACUGUGAACCGUUCGUUGAGGAGCAAGACCCUUUGUUAAUGGAUCAGGAGGAUCACGCAACGGAGAAACGGCAUCAUAAUUAUUAUUGUUUGGCGGUAAGCGGUCUGAUUCUGAGUUGAACGCUAGCUCCUUUUGGGGAAAAGCAUUCACAAGCCUACGUAAAAUUGACUUUUCUUAUUAUUGUUAGUGGUAAGUGGUGAACCUUUCAUUCCCCUUCUUUCCAUUGUCGUGAGGACAAGAGGAAUUGCAAAAUGUUCUCGCGUGAAACGUGAAACGUAAAACGUGUUAUAAGCACAGUUUUUUGUGAUUUGUGAUAAGAGUCAUCCGUGAAAAAAUUAACGGGUCUUAAAGUUCACCGGCAACUUCGACUUUGACUUCCAUUCCUAUUUUUAUGUCAAGAUGAAGAAUAGCACAAUAGAAUUAAAUAGAUUGAUUCAAAGUCUAAAAAAUCUACAGUAACUCUUCGAAGCGAUAUUCUGGUCCCAGAAACUUUUGGGAAAAAAGUUUGAGUAUCAGUUUACGCGGCGGAAACAUCUUAGAAUGUGUCUCGUAAGGACGCCAAAUUCCACCAAAUUUUAAGAAAAGAUUGUAUAAAAGAUUAAUUUCAAGUUUUGAGACAAAAAUUACUUGUUCUGUUGUCCGGUAACUGGAUAGCAAAAAAACGAGACCGUCCCUCCCCCGCUUCUUCUCAUCAUUUUCCGCCCUUAGGAUGUGGGGGAAAAUCUUGAUUGUUUCCGUUACACGUGUCAAACACCCUGAGGAAGGUUACUUCUUGUCGGUGUGUAUCAAGUCGCAAUAUUAAUCUGACAACCACAUCUACACGGAAAAGAUAUCGUACGUACUUUACUUGAGUAGUUUUACAUCACUUUCAUUUGUCAACCAUAACAAUAUCAAUAAGGCACAUAUCUUUAAUUUGCUUGCUCUAGAGAAAGCGAGAUGUAUCAUUUUUGGUUGUAACUCUGUUGGAUGAGAAAAGGGUUCGGUAGCAGUUUGUUUGCUGAUAUACCGCGAACAAACUUCAAAAUUUGUUUCAGAUUAAAAGGUUUGAAAAGUCAAACAAAAAAUUUUUUUCGACAUCCGCAACUUUAAGCCUCACAGCUUAAGAUGUAAACAGAUGAAAGGUAAGGGGUAUUUUCUUUAAAUGUUGGACGGUAACUCCCUUAAAUUGUUUACUGUGUAGAUUUGUAAAUCGUGCAUUUCUUUAAAUCGUAUAUGGACGUUUUAUUCGAAAAAAGUGAAAAAUUCAAACAACAAAAAAUGAAAAAAAAUUUAAAAAACACCAAAUGAAAACAAAGCAAACCAAACAUAACAAAAUAAAAAAAAUAAAAAGCAAAAAAAAUUUAAGAAAAAAAGGUAAAAUAACAGCAACAACAAACCAAGAAGAAGGAAUAAGACAAGAACAAAUAUAGAAAUAUCAGAAUAUAUAUGAACUGAGCAUUGAAAAAAAUAUGCAAUUAUUAUGCGUUAUAAAACAACUAGGAUACCACGCGCGCCCUGAUUGGUCAAAAACCGAUUAUGUAUUGCACCAUACAGAAUUAAAUUUAUCUUAUUAAAUUUAUCAUAUAAAAACAAUGGACCUCACUUUCUAUUGGUUCACUGGCGUGAUAACCCACUUGGCAUGUUGGGAGAACACGAGAGAAAUUUACAAAGAACAGUAUGGAAAAUAUACAAACUGAUGUUUGUUUUUAACAGAGAGGAUGUUACUACAAUGGGCAUUGCCCAAGCGGUUAUUACUGCCAUAGAUAUUACCGCCGCUGUUGUCGACUUAACCCGCGUAGAUGCUCUCACAAAUCGCACUGUUCUAGCUCGCAGUGCUGUGCAAAGUACUCGUACCAGUAUUAUGGAUACUGUAGAAGCCUCAAGCAACCGGGAGGAUGGUGUCCAUGGAAGGGAGUGAGUUAGAUUUUCAUAUAAUUUGUCUUUAAUAGAGACCUUUUUCAUGUCCUUGAAAAUGUAUUGCCCAAUUCGAAGGCGCUUUGAAAAGAAAAGUAUACCUUUGAGGACAAAGGUCAUUAGUCUUGAAUAAAACAGUUGAUAGCGUUGAAGGCGCCCUCUGAUUGGCCACUCAGACCCUGAAUAUCCUUUGUUAUUCACCUCCGUGAAACGCGCGAGGGAUCUGCGCCUGAAACUGUUGUAAUCGUUACAGGAAUAUUGAGUUAAAAUCAUCUUUUUGUAUUUUAUCAUCUCACUUCGUUUUAUUUGAUUCUAAAACAAAUAUUCUCCUCAAUAACGGUGGCUAGCGGUGGAUAUUUACCUUACCGCCUCACUGCCUGAUCAAUAUUAACCCUUAGCCAUCUCGGUUAAUAGUUGUAACUAUUUUCCAAGGGAGAACGACUGGAAACAGAGUUACAUUCCUAGUCAGAGCCCCUGGAUAUGCGAUUUCCAAUAUACAAUUUAUCGGUAGACCGUGCGCAGUGGUUCGGUUUCCUUCAAAAUUAACGUAUUUAGAAUUUUUUUUUUUGAUUUUCGCAGCCUGACGGUUACAACUGUGGCUGUGGACAAGGAUACACUUGUCAGAGAUAUGGGUCGAAUUACUAUUGGGGGAAGUGCGUGGCUAGUUGUUCCAGCGACAGUAGCUGCAAGAAAACAGAGUGCUGUUCUGGUCGUCGUUGCAAACCACGGAAGGGGGCAGGAAAAUACUGUCCGCGCAAAGGGGUAAUUAAAUUGUUUUUUCUUAAUCAAAGCUUUAUAUUCAUUUUUCAAAGAUAUGAAUUUACCUUCAGUCUGCGUUGGUCGAGGUUCUCUUGUUCUCAGUCCCACUCUUUCCCUUUAAAUUCGUAUUCUGAUUCUUGAACCAUAUUUUUAAAGAUUGUGUUGAAUUGUCUUGACUUUUACAGUCCUAUUCAGCCAAAGAUUCUGUUAUGUCGCAUUAUUUCUUGAUUCUACCUUAGGUUUAAUUCAAUUUUUUUUGCAGUCUCUAACUUUAAAGAGCUAUGUUGAAAACUUAGAUCAGGUUACUCUCAAGGGAAGAACAGAUAUGUACACUUGCCAGCCUCCUUGCAUCAGAUAAUGACAAUAAGAUAAAGGGGGUUUAAAUACAACGAGCGAAUUUAUUAUGGGUCUUACGCCCUACUGGGUUGAGCAACCAAACUGAAAAAUCAACAUCCACGAGCUGGACUCAUACCAUUCGACUAUCAAAAUUCUCACUUGACUGAUGAUGAAUUCUGGGGCGAAAUGGUUAAAAUGUGGGCGAACUUGUUUUACUUCAGCGGGCGAUCUUACAAAGUGGCCAAAUCCUCAUAAAUCCUUCUGCUAACAUUGUAAAAACAUUAGUCGCCGUCUUUUGUCGACUGCUGAUCGCGAGUUCAUUCAUGGUAAUCACGAGGGGCAGUGUUAGAUAUUUACAAGAGAAGAUAACGGGACAUGUAGAGAAGUAGGCUUCUGGUUCAGGCCAGAAUAUAGGGAUAUGUCAUAUUCACUUGAGUUCUGAUUUAUAGAUAGUCUUAACCGGACCAUCAUCUGUUCACAUACAAGACUAAAUAUUGAACAUUAGGCUUAGAAAUCAAUUACAGUUAAUGAAUUACAGGCGCUGGUUUGUCCGGUCGUUCGAAUGGUGGACGAACACUGUCUCAGUGGAUGAAUCUCUAUCCGGUGGAUGGCGCAGUACAUCUUGUUGACAGUUAUUCUCUGGAUAGCGAUUUAUCCGUUGGAUGGUGUUAUUUGCCUUUUGACCAACUGGGCCCAGGAUAUUAAAAUGUUCAGACUAACCAAAUAUCACGAAUCCGUUUUUACUUGUACAAAUCGUCUCCUCAUCCAUUAUUUUUUCGUGAUAUUUCUUUCCUGUACUAGUUAACGGCUGAGAAUACGAAGCGUGGAGAAAUAUUUUGACAAGCCCAGCUAUGAAUAAUCUUACAUACUUGUGACUUGAUUCAACUUAAAACUGACGUUAUAAAUGCUCGUUUGAUAAAAUAAAUUUUAACUGAUAGAUUUUGUUCGCUCGAUGUGAUUUUUAGGCCGAUAUUUACCACUGUGGCUGCAUCGAGGGAUAUGAAUGCCAGGACGCUGGAGUGGGAGAGUACUGGGGCAAAUGUGUAAAGGUUGCGCCCCCUACCGAGGAGCCUGGAUCUGGGCUCGGGGAAUAG